Molecule: messenger RNA, 2389 nt
Organism: Pseudogymnoascus destructans
Lineage: Eukaryota; Fungi; Ascomycota; Leotiomycetes; Thelebolales; Thelebolaceae
Exons: 3
Coding region: 399-2153 (584 amino acids)
Source: RefSeq, a predicted model, not a curated record
GAAGGCGCGUGAACAGACGCGACAACACGAACCUGCCAGGCACAAGAGUUUCCAACAGCCUUGGGUUUAUAGCAACCUUUAACGACGGACACUGUAAUUCAAACUUGAGUAAACGGGUAUCAGAGCUCAGUGCUACCGGAUAAGCGCCACAGAUCGUCAUUUCAACCCCGCGAACUAUUGAUUCUUAUCGAGGAACAAUUGUGGCAACAAAAUAGCUGCAAAUCUCACAAGUUUGGGCAACAGAUUGAUAUGCGCCAGGGUAUAGCAGAUGACAGACUCCAUACCAGUGAACACCGAGCCCAGUAACCACGUGCCUUCUAUAGCCACCAACGACGCAAAAAACCAUUGUAUGAUCUACCUCAACAGGCGCAUACUAGACACCUGAGCGGAAAGGCAACAUGGACGUGGUGACAUGCAGCUGUGCCAAAUGCGGUACUUUUAUCGGCGACUUUGAGAACCUGUGGAACCAAAUCGGCAGAAGGCAUUUCAGCCCCGUCAGUUUGAAGAGAAAGGACUGGAGCGUUGGUCUACAGCACUCUGGAGAUGUUAGGAUAGCGCCGACAGAAACGAUUAUAGAGGAUAGUUAUCUGCAAGAUCUCGCCUGUGUAGGAUGCGAGGAAAAACUGGGCUUGCUGUGUCACGAUGCUCCACCAGGACAUAUCCUUCGAAAGGAUCAGCUCAUUCUCGAUCUGGAUAAAAUGAUGGUUAUCUCAGGAUCCACCAGGAAACCAUGCACACCAGUCAUCAAACAUACAUAUCCUCUCAAGAGAAAUGGCCCCAAGAUUGGGCAUGAUGAUAAUACCCAGGAAAACGGCAACGAAAUGAAUGGCCAAGAUGACAAUUUGGCGGUAGCCGAUAGUGAUCACCUUCCUCAGGCAGAUGAUGCCGAUCGACUUCAGCACCUCGCACAAUUUGCGGACUGGGCAGAAGGGGCUAUAGAUAGCCAGAAAAGGGAUAUUGAUCGAAUUUCUGCCUCUGUCAACAAAAUCGAGACGGAUAUGCGCAGCUUCAAGGAUUUUAUGGCAAUGGUACGGAGAGAACUGACAGUACGACCAACGAAUAUUGAGAUGGAUGACGUUCGUGCCUCAGUGCAUUCGCUGCGUGAUGAAAUCGACGAAUCCCGCUCUACCAAUGUCGCUAAGCCUGCUGAAGGAUCUCUAUCAUUUGAAGGUGUUGAUUUGAUAACGGAGAGCAUAACGUCGCUGAGCCAAAAAGUCAACGAAAUUGACUCCCUCAAGCUCGAGAUCCAGUUUUUGAAGAUAAAGCUUAAGCGGUCUGAAGACAUUACGAGGAAUGCCGGGAGAUACGCAGACUCGCAGCCGAGCACUCCUCUGCCUGUAACUGCGCGCCACCAAGACGAGUCCUCGGCGUAUGUCAGACCACUCGUGGAUCAAUUACAACGUAAUUCUACUGGAUUUGAGAAGCACAUGUCCAGCUCGCCCGCACUGGAUGAUAAACGAACGAAAAAGGCACGUCUUUCAGGAAAAGAUAUGAGAGCUGCUGUGGCGCCCCAUGUCCAACCUGGGUCUACACUCCGCAAGCCAUCCCGCCUCUCUCAUGUUCUCCUUCCAGUCUCUCAAGACCGCCUUGCACUGGACGUGGACGAGCUCGAUGACAUGGCACCCACCGGUGAUAUCACAGACGAUGCUGCAUAUGAGCCAAAGCCGGCAGGUAUUGAUCCGGCAACUGCCACGGGGGGCGUCACUCGGUCAUGGUCUCCAUUAAACGAAGGGCAGCCUGUGGCCUCAAAACCGAGUUGGCGAACUGCAAAUCUCCGCAAUUCUCAAAAUCGAAAGGCCAAAUCCUCGAGGAAGUCUCGGGGUGAGUCGGAUGAGCUCGAUCCAGAUUUCAUUCCAUUGACGGCCAAGGGGACAAAAGAUCGAAGGUAUACGGCGGGGCGGUGGUCUAACAGGCGCCGCGCCUCCGGGAAUCUUCAGGGUGGGACCGACGAUAUGGAGAAUGGUGAAGAGGACAUUGUACAGAGCGUAGAGCGAGAUGACGCGCCCACAAUUCCCCAGGCGGUGAUGUUGAACCCGGCUCAUCAGCAACCUAUGACUGAUGAAAAGCAUCAAAAAUCGAAGCAAGAGAUAUUACAGGCAAGAGAGCGGUUGGUCAAGGAUACUAUAGAGAGGGAGAUGUAUAUGGCUAUCUGAGGUUAGCUCACAAUUAUGCUGCGUUUCCACACGAACAUCUUCCAUACCCCGUAUAUAGGGCGUGCAGAAGUCUAGUCUUUUAUUCAUAGAUGCCUUCCAUAUUGGCUCGAGUUUAAUAAACUCAAGUAUGUGUACGCGUUUAUUGAGCGCAGCUAGUAGCAGUAUAGUUUUAGCUCUGAACUUUAUAUCUGUAAGUUAGUUAUAAAUAUAGUCGCCAUUUUUAUAAGGAAAGUCGA